AUGAAUGUACCCAUAGGAGAAUCCUACGGGAGGAGAGAAGAUGAAGAUCCAAACGUAAUCGACGAAGAAGCACAGCCCCUGCAAACUGGAUCUAUUGAACUUGAAGACUUCGGUAACGAUACUUUGCCAUAUCAGCAAAUACAACCUCCCCGGAGUUCCCGGAACCUUUUUGCUCAAACCUACAAUUCUUUCGCCAACUUCCUCAAAGGACCGAAUCCGCCUCGAAUACAGACAAUAACUCCAUGGUUUCCAUCUAUCCAGAACUAUCCAGUGGAAUUGCUAGACCGCAGACUUCCAACGAGGAAGCGAAAAGUUACCGCAUUAUCGAUAUUUUGCUUGGUAUGGGUUGUGCUUGUUGGAUUAAUUCUCCACAAAAGUACUGCUACCGGUAAAGUGCCAGGGACAAAUCUACCAAUCAAGCAUAUCGAUUGCGUGAAGACGUUAUGGCUCAAGGACAGUGAUUGUGGCUUAGAUGGCCUCGACUGUCGGCCCUUCAAUGGUUCCUCCCUUGCCUUUCGCUGUGACGCGAAUUGUGCCCAAGUCCAAGUUUUGAAUCCACAUUAUGUUGGCGCUCAGGAGAUUCUAUACCAGCCUCUGGUCAUUGGCGGUCCUGUCUACCGAGGUGACUCUUUUAUCUGCAGUUCUGCUAUCCAUGCUGGAAUCGUAAGCGAUAAAACGGGGGGUGUGGGUUACUAUCUCGUGUUGGGUCUCACAGAGACUUUCAGUCUACGCGAAAGAAUGGCAUUGAGAGUAUUGGGUUCGACUCAUAUUUUCCUCUGUCUUUUGAGCUUGAAGAACUUUCUGGUUUCGAUUGCCCACAAGAUCAACGCUGGAUUUUGCUGGCUCUAUCUUUGAUAUUUACAACGAUACUCUCUGUAUUCACCAGUUCGGCGUCUGUCCAAUUCUUUGUCACAUUUACCAUCUUAUUUGCACAUGUUAGCAUGAUCUCAGAUCCUCCAAGUAUCUCAGACCUCUCCGUUUCUGUACUUCAAGAGCUGUUUUCAAGCUAUGCUGGAAGCUUUUUGCCAGCUGCAUUCUGCGCCAUCGUACUCUAUUGGAUCUGUGUGCGAAACACGCUCCAUGGCUUGACAGCCCAAUUUGAAAAGACGUUACUGUGGUUAGGAGGUUGCUGGCUCGGUGCACUAUCCAAUUACACCUUCGAAUGGAUACCAAUCCAGCGUCUACGAGCGCAUGAUCUCGAGCAACAGUCAGGCGCAAAAGUAGCUCUUGCAAUCAUCGUCACCAUAAUUCUGGUAAUUGUUUUCCAACAAGCGUACUAUUUCCGCCUGGAGAACCGGCUGCUGAAAUAUCUGGCUCUCUAUGGAAUUUUGAUAUUAUCGAUAGGGAUAUGUCUCCUCCUUCCAGGCCUUGAACUGCGUAUUCAUCAUUAUAUUUUAGCUUUAUUACUACUUCCGGGGACAAGUCUCCAAACACGGCCAUCUUUACUCUACCAAGGGAUAUUUCUUGGUCUAUUUAUCAACGGCAUCUCACGAUGGGGCUUUGACUCCGUUCUCCAAACACCAAUGGCUCUCCGGGGCGACGGAGCUUUCGGAUCCGAACUCCCAUCGAUUGCUGAACCGGAAAUCUUUCUAGAUUCGACAACAUCUAAUAUUACAUUUAGUUGGGCUUUGCCAGCACCAAACUUGGGAUAUGAUGGAACCAGUAUUCUUGUGAAUGAUGUUGAGAGACAUCGAACUUAUUUUGGCGAGAGUUCGCCACCGAACGAUCGAUUUACUUGGACUAGACCUUCAGAGAUAUUAGAGUAUUUCAGAUUUGGAUUUGUGAGUGGAGGGAUGUGGUUGGAUUAUACGAAGGCGGGGAUAUGGUAUGACAAUGGGACGUGGAUAGGGCCUUAA
This is a messenger RNA of Hymenoscyphus albidus, 1856 nucleotides long. The record is from the annotation of a GenBank genome assembly. Lineage: Eukaryota; Fungi; Ascomycota; Leotiomycetes; Helotiales; Helotiaceae.